UGUCAUUUUGGCGAUCAUAGCGCAAGGUUAAGUUAAGAAACACAAUUGUCGCCUGAGAGUUUAUAUACGUGUGUGUGGUUUUCUUUGGAUUUAAGUUCAGUGGAUAUUUUGCCCAAAUAAAUGUACUUGGAUCAAUACAAAUGUGAUGUUUUUAUAAAUAAAUGUGCUUGUGGAAAUAACAAAUAUCUGUGCAUAGGAGAUGCCACAUAAACAGAGGCACGGAUUCGCUGUGGCCCAGCCAAAUGACUUUGAGAAGCAACACCGCCCGAGCGCCUUCCAGCACCUGCCGCCGCUCUCCGCUAGGGAGCCUGCAUACAGUGAAAGGCCCCAUAUCUUGGAGCGGGGGUCUUGGACAAAGGCAGCACCCAUCAAGGAGAAGAAACACCACUGUCAUGUUAGCGACUCUAUCGGCAACAACUACAGCCCCUCUGCCCGCAACCUUACCUCCUCCUAUAUCUAUGAGAAUUAUAAAGGACACUAUACGGGAGAAGAGAGCUAUUACCUGACUCCGCGCAUUAGAAGUCUUUCACCCCCUCCACAGCUGGACGUGAACGGCUUUCUUACUGUCCGAGCACCAAAAAGCAUAUUACCACCAACUGAUGGUCACUUUAGCGAAACAACAAGCUGGAUUUACGGAGUCAAUUGUCGCAAUGCGGGAAACCGAUCUGCCCGAUCGUACAAGUCCGAACCGGAUUUUCAUAACCGGGUCCCAGGCUACACAAUGUUACCUCCCCUGCAGAGCACCUCUGGAAUGGGCAGUGACCUUGAAACCACAGUCGGAUCAACAGGAGGAAAAUCAGUAGACAAUGAGAAAUCACUGCGGUUCUUCCUGGGGGUCAAAUCUGGCCCCAACAGUAUGUCAGAGAGUGGGGACUCGGGGUUUGGGAUGUCAGGGUACGCUCCAGAGAUGACCCCAGUACCAGAGGUCACAGAGGGACAGAAUGGUCAUACCAAAGAGAAUGACCCUGACCUUCACCUUGACCUUCAAGGGUCCAAUGAGCAGGUAGAGGUCACUGAGAUAAAUGGGUACAGUGACAAGUAUGAUGCAGAUACAAAGGAAGUUUUGAAAGUCGAGUUUCCACCAUUUUAUUUCUCCACACAUGGUCUCUCACGACCUAGUACACCAAUAGAAGAAGACCGGGGCAGGUACUUCAGCCUGCUGAACAAUGCAAUCACGGCUGACAUGGUAUCCACAGUUGAGGACAGCACCCUAGCCGGUAUCUACCGGUUUGUUCCAGACACACUGCUGGCUCUCACGCAGGCAAAACACGAGUUCCUUGAGGAGAUGCAAGAUGAUCGUAGGUUUGCCAUUAAGAAGGCAAUUGUGGAUUACCUCCUGCUGGACAAAAAGGAACAGGACCGUCUGGGUGUACCAAUACCUGCAAAGCCGUCCAACUCUGCUGGUCGCUAUGGCUACCCAUGGCAUGACCGCAUGAACCAGGUGCGAGAGUUCAUGAAGACAGACGUGUACAUCACGCACCCUGCCAUGUUCUCAAUCCUUUACCACUUCCAUGAAAAGUAUGGAACAUUUAGGCUGAUAGACAUACCGGGCUUGCAUGCUGUGAUGCCUGUCACCAUGGAGACCUUCCUGCAACAUGUGCAGAGGUCCACUAAGGUGGGCGUGUCUCAUCUGGAAAAUGAUUGGCUCCCAGAGUGCUGUGGGAUUGUGGACUUGAGAAGGGAGGAGGUGGAGCAGUGGAUGCCGCAAGAUGACGAGGUCUUGCGUCAAGAGAAAAUGGACCACUUUUUCAACAGCGUUGCCACACUGAUGUCUAACCUGCUGCGUAGCGCUGUAAUCAACUCAAUAUCCGACCUUGUGGAUCUUAUAGAGGAGUAUACCGGGGGGAACCAGUAUGAUGGGGAGUACGAUAUCUACUCAGGGCUCGCCUUACCUCAGAAGAUUCAUCCCGUCAGAAUAUUCAUGAAAGAGGACAUGGAAAAUGCGCAAGUGAUCUUCUCACCGCUGUUCCCAGAACUCUGCGAGUUCUUCAACGCAAUCAUUGAUUUCAUGGUGAUCAGUGUCUCGCAGCUUCCAAGGAUUGAGCACCUGCUGUUUGAAGCUGUUGAAAACCUGGACAUCACGUUCAUACGCACAGUUCAUGUGGAGGAGGAGGUCGUGGUUAACGCCAAGGAGCGGAUCAAAACUGUCAUCUACAACAACCAUCACGGGCCUUCCAAGUACAGAUCUAUCUACGAGCCGUACAAGCACCUGCUGUCGGUGGAGGCUGACAGGAAGGUGGACAAGUUCCUCAGUCGGGAUCGCACGCUGCGGGAGUACACACAGGAGAUAGAGAAGUUACGGACAAUGGAGAGUGACAUCCGAUCUUUCCCUGUCUUAGUGCCCAUGCACCUCUUCCUCCUCGACUGCUCACAUUUCAAUCAGUGGAUGAUAGACCGCGCACUGCACCUCAUAAAGCGAAUGGUUGACAACAUUGUGACUGUGAGUGAGGGGUUUAACCGCAGCAUUUGCAAGCAGUAUGACAAGAUUGUCAAGAGCAUUAUGCGUCAUGCAGAGAAGACUGAUGAGCUGGUUGCUCAGAUGAAAUAUGUCGAGGGUCUGAGAGCGGGGGAGCUGCUACAUCUGAAGGAGAAGCAAGAAGUUGCCGCGGGCAACCUGCUGUUCCUGAUGCAUUAUGCCAAGCUUUCCCCUAACGACAUCCUGCUCAACAACAACACAUUCUCCUGGGCGGAAAGGAUCUUACCCAUGAUCACCAGGACCGAGUUGACUCUGCAGAAGGAGCAUGAGAUUUACACCAACAAGAUGCUGGAGAGGCAGCGGAACUUCCAGCAGGACCUGGACGAUGUUGCGAGGAGACUGAAGGAGUUUGCCUCCAAGGACCGCAUGUCAGAGGCCGAGGUCUACAUGGCCGAACUGAAGGACAUACAGGCCAAGAUUGAGGCCUUCCAAGAGGAGAAAGUUCUCAUCAACAGAGAGGAGCAAAUGCUUGCAGUGGAAAACCUGACUUCCUACCCGCAGAUUCAGGAGUUCAUGGUGCAGAAGGAGCCGUAUGACAAGUUGUGGACGACUGCUGUGCACUUCCACGCUCAGAAUGAGAAGUGGACCAAAGGGCCGCUGCUCAAUGUGAAUGCAGAAGUUGUGGAAGAAGAGAUUCAGCAGCUGUGGAAGACAGUGUACAAGCUCAUCAAGAACUUCGCCCAGCAAGACCACAGGGGCCCAAUGCGUGCUGCGACCACGAUCAAAUCCAAGCUGCAGCGCUUCCAGAUCAACCUGCCACUCAUCAACGCGCUCUGCAACCCAGGCAUCAAGGAGCGCCACUGGGCCAUGAUGUCGGAGAAGGUGGGGUUCAACAUCACGCCCACGGAGGAGACCCCCCUGGAGGAGGUGCUGCACCUGGGCCUGGAGAAAUACCUGGACAAGCUGCAGAUGAUCAGCUCGCAGGCUAGCAAGGAGUUUGCUCUGGAAAAUGCCAUGCGGAAGAUGAAGCAGGACUGGAAGAACAUGUUCUUCACGUUUGUCCCAUACAAGGACACCAAGAUCAGCAUCCUUGCUGCUCCAGAUGAUGUGCAGGUUUUGCUGGAUGACCACAUUGUGAAAACCAUGACGAUGAAAGGCUCUCCAUUCAUUGGCCCAUUUGAAGAAGAGAUUAACCAAUGGGAUUCACUUUUGCACCGUAUGAAGGCUACCUUGGACUCCUGGUUGAAGGUGCAGGCAGCAUGGCUCUACCUGGAGCCCAUAUUUGGGUCUGAGGACAUCCGUAGUCAGAUCCCCGUAGAGGGACAGAUGUUUGUGGAGGUUGAUGGACACUGGAAGACCAUUAUGGAGAAUGCGGUGUUGAACACAGAGGCCCUGGUGGUUGUGUCCCAGGACAGCAUGCUGGAGAAACUCAAAUAUUCUGAGUCCAUGCUAGAAGAUAUCCAACGAGGUUUGAACCUGUACUUGGAAAAGAAGAGAUUGUUUUUCCCAAGGUUUUUCUUCUUAUCCAAUGAUGAACUCUUGGAAAUCCUGUCUGAAACCAAGGACCCAUUGCGGGUGCAGCCCCACUUGAAGAAAUGUUUUGAGGGCAUCUCUCAGCUCAGUUUCACGCCUGACAAGGUCAUCACAGCCAUGGAGUCAGCAGAGAAAGAGGUUGUAACGCUCUCUGAGACCAUUAUACCGGCAGACGCGAAGGGACUAGUGGAGAUAUGGCUCUCUAAGGUGGAGGAGAAGAUGAAGCUAAGUCUGAAGGAGGUCAGUCUCAAGGCAACAGACGGGUACGGGAAGACUUCCCGCAGAGAGUGGGUGCUGCAGUGGCCUGGCCAGGUCGUGCUGGCUGCCUCACAGAUACAUUGGACUGCCGAAGUCACACAGGCCAUCAAGGGCCACUUCCUUGGUCCCUACCUCCAGAAAAGCAACAAACAAAUUGACGAGAUUGUUACCAUGGUGAGGGGAUCCUUGUCUAAGAUGGCGCGUAUCACCUUGGGUGCUCUUAUCGUGCUUGAUGUUCACGCUCGAGAUGUGGUGCAGCACCUGGUUGACAUUGAGAUCAAGUCUCCGCUAGACUUCUCCUGGAUCUCUCAGCUGAGGUACUACAGAGAGGAGAGCAUCAUCAAUGUGAGGAUGAUCACCACAACGGUUGCCUAUGGUUACGAGUACCUUGGAAACACGGGUCGACUGGUCAUCACGCCGCUGACUGAUCGGUGUUACCGGACUCUGAUGGGGGCACUGCUGCUCAACUUAGGAGGCGCCCCUGAGGGGCCAGCUGGAACCGGAAAGACUGAAACGUCAAAGGAUUUGGCAAAGGCAGUAGCCAAGCAGUGUGUGGUGUUCAACUGUUCCGAUGGACUGGACUAUCAGGCGAUGGGCAAGUUCUUCAAGGGACUGGCACAGUCUGGGGCCUGGGCUUGCUUUGACGAGUUUAACAGAAUUGAACUGGAGGUGUUAUCAGUGAUAGCCCAGCAGGUACAGACUAUUCAGCGCGCCAUAGCGGAGCAGUUGACGCUGUUUGUGUUUGAGGGUACGGAGAUCUCCCUGGACCCCACUUGUACCAUCUUUAUCACCAUGAAUCCAGGGUACGCUGGCAGGGCAGAGCUGCCAGACAAUCUCAAGGUCCUGUUCCGCACAGUGGCCAUGAUGAUUCCAGACUAUGCAAUGAUCGCUGAGAUCUCCCUCUACUCAAUGGGCUUUGUUGAAGCUCGCAGCCUGUCCACCAAAAUUGUCGCCACAUACAAACUGUGUUCCGAACAACUGUCUUCCCAGCAUCACUAUGACUACGGCAUGCGGGCUGUGAAAUCUGUCCUCACUGCUGCUGGAAACCUGAAAAUCAAGUACCCUGAACAACGAGAGGAUGUCCUUGUUUUACGCUCCAUAAAUGAUGUGAAUCUUCCAAAGUUUUUGUCGCACGACAUCCCGCUGUUCGAGGGGAUUAUCUCGGACCUGUUUCCUGGUGUGAUGCUUCCUAAGCCCGACUAUGAUGCACUGGAGGCCGCCCUUCUCAAGAGGAUUGAGGCGAGAAACCUGCAGGCCGUGCAAUACUUCAUUGACAAGAUCGUUCAGAUCUAUGACAUGAUCUUGGUUCGCCACGGUCUGAUGAUUGUCGGGGACCCACUGGCAGGGAAGACCUCCUCAUUCACCGUUCUAUCAGAGGCCUUGGCAGAUCUACAUGACCAGGGACUGAUGGAGGAAAACGGGGUCUGGUAUCGAGUCAUCAACCCGAAGGCUGUGACAAUGGGGCAGCUGUAUGGUAGAUUUGAUCCAGUCUCUCAUGAAUGGACUGACGGUGUGCUUGCCAACACAUUUCGUGAGCAUGCCUCCAGCACCAGCCAUCACAGGAAGUGGAUCAUAUUUGACGGCCCCGUGGACGCAGUCUGGAUUGAGAACAUGAACACCGUACUGGAUGAUAACAAAAAGCUGUGCCUGAUGAGUGGAGAAAUCAUCCAGAUGAACAACAAACAGAACAUGAUCUUUGAGCCGCAGGACCUGGAGGAGGCCUCGCCAGCCACUGUCAGCAGGUGUGGCAUGAUCUACAUGGACCCCCUACAGCUGGGCUGGCAGCCCCUUGUGAAGUCCUGGAUGAAUACCACGCUGCCAGAGUUCAAACUUACACAGGAGCAGAAGGACACUAUCAGGAUGCUGUUUGAGUGGCUGUUGCCUCCAUGUCUGAACUUCGUGACCAAGCACUGCAAGCACAUCCUGGCCUGUCAGCCCAUGCACCUGACUGCCAGCAUGCUGAAACUCUACCAGUGCCUCCUCAUUGACAUCAAGAAGAUUGGUGAUGAGGAUGAUGACGAUGAAGACAUAUUCCAAGAGGACCUGGAGGAAGGGGAAGUGAAACAGGAUGAAAAAGUGACCAGUUUGACGGAUCAGAAAAUCAUCGAAGAGAAGACGAACAUGCUCACAUGCUAUUUCCUGUUCUCCAUGGUCUGGUCUGUGGGAGCAACAUUGGAUGAAAACUCCAGAAUCAAGUUUGACGAGUUUUUCCGAUCGCUUUGUGAGAUGGAGAGUGUUAAAGACAAGCAUCCCAGGGAGGAUGACAUAGAAAAGCCCCAUAGGCCUAAAGACCUGAAGUUUUCACGAGGUCUGAUGAUCCCAAAGCGAGGCCUGGUCUAUGACCACGUGUAUCUACGGAAACAGUUCGGGUCCUGGAACCACUGGAGCUCCCUCUUGUCCACGGUGGACAUCGAUGAGAAAACUAAGAAUUCCACUGACGAGAGGGACAGAGAGCUACGAAUAUUGAUAAAUGAGUUGAUCAUCAACACGACGGAGACUGAGCGUCAGAAGUACUUCCUGGAGCGUUUGCUUCUUAACGACAAGCCGCUACUGUUUGUGGGCCCAACAGGAACCGGGAAGAGCGCCAUCACAAACAACUUCCUGUCACAGCUCCCGAAGGACAAGUUCAUUAUAAAUAAUGUCAACUUCUCCGCACAGACCUCUGCAAACCAGACCCAAGAUAUAAUUUUCUCCAAACUAGAUAGAAGGAAGAAAGGCGUGUAUGGGCCGACCCCCGGGAAGCAGCUGGUCGUAUUUGUGGAUGAUCUGAACAUGCCCGCAAAGGAGAAGUACGGAGCCCAACCCCCUAUAGAGGUACUGCGACAGUGGAUAGACCAGGGCUACUGGUUUGAUAGGAAGGACACCAGUAUUCUAAAUCUGGUAGACAUCAGCAUGUUGUGCGCUAUGGGGCCACCAGGUGGGGGUAGGAACAACGUCACGCCACGAUUCCUCCGCCAUUUCAAUGUCAUCGGCAUGCUUUCUUUCGAUGAGGAAACCAUGAAAAACAUAUUUGCGCCAAUUGUCGACUGGCACUUCCGAACAUUUGAAAAUAACCACAGAAAAUGGUCAAGGAUAAUUGUGACUGCUACCCUGGAGAUAUACCAGAAGGCAAUCAAGAACUUCCUGCCUACCCCCUCCCGCUCUCACUAUGUCUUCAAUCUGAGAGACUUUGCCAGGGUGGUUCAGGGCGUGUUACUGCUGAAGGCUGAGGUGAUAGCAGAAGGCCAGGAGGGCUCACAGAAGAUCAUUCGUCUCUGGAUCCAUGAGGUCUACCGGGUCUUCUAUGACAGGCUUGUUGACGAAGUGGACAGAGACCUGUUCUUCAAUAUGGUCAAGUUGUGUGUGGAGGGCCAGUUCAAGGAGAAGAUGAAUGCCCUGUUUUCCCAUAUCACGGGUGAUCCCAAGGCGGAGACGACGGACGACAACAUCCGCAGCCUUAUGUUUGGAGACUACCUCAGCAAGGGCAAAACCGAGAAGCUCUACGACGAGAUAGAAAAACUAGAUGAGCUGAGAGAGACUAUAGAGCACUGCCUGGAAGACUACAACAUGAUGAGUAAGGCCCCCAUGGAUCUCGUCAUGUUCAGAUUCGCCAUUGAACACAUCUCCAGGAUUAGCCGUGUCCUCAAGCAGCCCAACGGACAUUGCCUCCUUGUUGGUAUUGGAGGCAGCGGACGUCAGAGCGCAACCAGGCUGGCUGCCUUCAUGUCCGACUUUGAGCUCUUCUCCAUAGAGAUCACAAAGAACUACAACAUGCCAGAGUGGCGGGAUGACCUCCGUAAGAUGAUCAGGAAAGCCGGUGACGAGGGCAUAUCGGUCGUCUUCUUAUUUGGGGAUCAUCAGAUCAAGGAUGAGACAUUCUUGGAAGAUGUGAACAUGAUACUCAAUACAGGGGACAUCCCAAACCUGUAUGACAAUGAGGAGAGACUGGAAAUCAUUGAAAAGAUGCAAACAGUUUGCCAGAAUGAGAAUUCACAGAUUGAAAGGACCCCCCUGAACAUGUACAACAAAUUUGUUGAGAGAGUGCGCCGAAACCUGCAUGUUGUUCUAGCGUUUUCACCCAUAGGAGACGCCUUCAGAAACAGAAUCCGAAUGUUCCCUUCUCUGAUCAAUUGUUGCACGAUAGACUGGUUCAAGGCUUGGCCCGAGGAUGCAUUGGAGCUGGUUGCCAACAAGUUCCUUGACGAUGUAGAGAUGACCAACGAAGUGCGCAACGAGACUGUUGUCAUGUGCAAACACUUUCACGAGAGCGUCAGGGCCCUCUCUGAAAAGUACUACAACACAAUGAGGCGACGUAACUAUGUGACCCCGACAUCAUACCUGGAGCUGAUUAAGACAUUCAAGAAUCUGCUCAAGAAGAAGCGUAUGGAGAUAUUGACCUUGAAGAACCGAUACCAGGUUGGACUGGAGAAACUGGACUUCUCAGAACAACAGAUCAACAUCAUGCAGAAGGAGCUCAUAGAGCUGCAGCCACAGCUGAUCCAGACAAGCAAGGAGACAGAGGAGCUCAUCCUUGUCAUCGAACGUGAGAGCAUCGAGGUGCAGGAGGUCAAGCAGGUUGUGGAGGUGGACGAGGCCGCAGCAACCAAGGCCGCAAACGAGUCACACGCCAUCAAGGUUGAAUGUCAAGAAAAACUGGACAUUGCAAUGCCGGCUAUGAACGCGGCUAUCGCAGCCCUGGACACCCUCAAACAGAACGACAUCAGCCUGGUGAAGGCGAUGACAAGCCCACCAGCCGGUGUGAGGCUUGUAAUGGAAGCCGUCUGCAUCAUGAAGGGCAAGGGGCCUGAGAAGAGACCAGACCCCAACGGCAAGAUGGUGGAAGACUAUUGGCCGGUUGCCAAAAAGAUGCUUGGAGACCUCAAAUUCCUUGAAAGUCUGAAAGAAUACGACAAAGACAACAUUCCAGCGCAUAUCAUGAAGAAGAUUCGCGCUAACUAUAUCAAUAACGUUGACUUUGAUCCUGCUUUGAUCAAGAACGCUUCAUCAGCCUGCGAGGGCCUGUGCAAGUGGGUGCGUGCCAUUGAUGUUUACGACGGCGUUGCCAAGGUAGUAGCGCCUAAGAAGGAGAGUUUGUCAAAGGCAGAGGCGGAGUUAGCGGAGCAGAUGGCCAAGUUAAAUGAGAAGAGGGCAGAGCUGAAGGCAGUCACGGACAAACUGGAGAACCUGCAGAACAACCUACAGCGGAAACAGCAGGAGAAACAGAUGCUGGAGGACAAUAUUGCCCUGACCAAGGUGAAGAUAGAGAGAGCUGAGAAAUUGAUCAGUGGACUUGGAGGGGAAAAGGAGAGAUGGACCAGGAACAUAGAGGAACUGACAGAGACCUAUGACAACAUUAUCGGUGAUGUCUUACUGUCCGCCAGUGUUGUUGCCUAUCUGGGACCAUUCACUCUGGCCUACAGACAGGACUGUUUGAAGCAGUGGUACACGAUGUGUAAAGAGAAGGAGAUACCUGUGUCGGAACAUUUCUCACUGCAUGGGACCCUGGGGGAUCCUGUGAAGAUAAGAGACUGGCAGAUAGCGGGCCUGCCUGUUGACAAUUUCUCCGUGGACAAUGCAUUGAUAGCAACAAGCGCCAACCGAUGGCCCCUUAUGAUUGACCCCCAGGGUCAGGCCAACAAGUGGGUCAAGAACAUGGAGAAGUCCAACAAGUUAGAGGUCAUCAAACAGUCGGACCAAAACUUUACACGCUCACUGGAAAACUGUAUACAGUUUGGUAACCCGUGCCUACUGGAGAACGUGGGCGAGGAACUUGACCCAAUUCUGGAGCCAAUCCUGCUGAAGCAGACGUUCAAGCAGAGCGGGCUCGACUACAUGAGGAUAGGGGACCAAGUGGUCGAGUGUAGCAAGGACUUCCGCUUCUACAUCACCACCCGCCUCCGUAACCCACACUACCUACCAGAGGUCUCCGUGAAGGUGACCUUGUUGAACUUCAUGAUCACCCCCCUGGGCCUUGAUGACCAGUUGCUAGGCAUCGUGGCUGCACGGGAGAAGCCAGAGCUGGAGGAGAAGAAGAAUCAGCUGAUCCUGGAGAGCGCGCACAACAAACGACAACUCAAAGAGAUCGAGGACAAGAUACUCGAGGUGCUCUCCGAAUCGGAGGGCAACAUUCUAGAGGAUGAGACUGCCAUUGAAGUGCUGUCAUCCAGCAAGGUUCUCUCCCUUGAAAUCUCAGAAAAGGAGGUUAUCACGUCAAGGACUGAGAUCGAGAUAGAUGAAGUACGCAAUGGCUACAAACCAGUGGCCAAGCAUGGCAGCAUCCUGUUCUUCACAAUAUCCGACCUGGCCAACAUCGACCCCAUGUACCAAUACUCCCUCACCUGGUUCAUCAACCUCUACCUCCAGUCAAUAACGAACAGCAGCCGGUCACCUGUUCUGGAGGAGCGUCUAGAGAACCUUAACAGUCACUUCACAUAUAGCAUCUACAAGAACGUGUGCCGCUCACUUUUUGAGAAGGACAAACUGCUCUUCUCUUUCAUCCUCUGCAUUAGUAUUGAAAAAUCCAAGGGCAUGAUCAAUGACAGUGAGUGGCGGUUCCUGUUGACAGGAGGCGUUGCCUUGGAGAACCCUUUCCCUAACCCCGCCCCUCUGUGGCUGGCAGACAAGUCCUGGGGCGAGAUAGUCCGUGUGUCUGAUCUGCCUGCAUUUAAAGGGUUCAUGGAGCAGUUCAAGAUGAAUAUUUCUGUGUGGAAGAAGAUCUAUGACUCUCCCAGCCCCCAGACGGAGGCCCUACCAAGCCCCUGGCAGGAACGUCUCACCAAGCUACAGAGACUCAUAGUGCUGAGGUGUCUGCGGCCAGACAAGAUGGUGUCAACCGUUCAGACGUACAUCCUGGAGGAGAUGGGUCAGCAGUACAUUGAGCCCCCGACAUUUGACCUCUCUCUGAGUUACGAGGACUCCAACUCUUCCUCCCCGCUCAUAUUUGUUCUCUCCCCGGGCGCCGACCCAAUGGCUGGCCUCUUCAGAUUUGCAGAGGAGAAAGGUUUAAUUUCACGCCCCAUGGCGUCACGGCAAACAACCAUGAUCAGUAACCUUGGAGAAUCAUCAGACUUGACCCCAGGUCAGUCCUCUGAGGUUGAAGGGGUCAAAGGUCAGGGUCACAUGACAGAGGAUGAAAGGCGUCGCCGUGUGUCCAGCAUUCUUGGUGGAGAUGCAGCUGUCAUUGCAAAUCAAGAACUUCUGGCCCGGAUGGGCAGCAAGGCGUUGCAGACGAUAUCGCUAGGUCAAGGUCAAGGCCCCUUUGCUGAGAAGUUGGUGAUGGACGCUGUAGAGGCGGGCACCUGGGUGGUCCUGCAGAACUGUCACCUGGCUGCCUCAUGGUUGGGAGAGCUUGAGAGGAUCUGUGAAACAGUAAUCACUGACCAAGCACGCAUGAAGGACACAUUCCGUCUGUGGCUGACCAGCUACCCGUCCCCCGUGUUCCCGGUUAGUGUGCUCCAGAACGGGGUCAAGAUGACGAAUGAGCCGCCCAAGGGUCUGCGUGCCAACCUACUGCGCUCCUACCUCAAUGACCCAAUAUCUGAUCCUGCGUUCUUUAAUUCUUGCAAUAAACCAAAGGUGUUUGAGAAGCUACUGUUUGGGCUGUGUUUCUUCCACGCGCUGGUCCAAGAGAGACGCAAAUUUGCCGGGCUUGGCUGGAACAUUCCGUACGAGUUCAACGAAUCAGACCUGCGCAUAUCUGUACGACAACUUGAGAUGUUCAUCAAUGACUACGCGGAGCCACCCCUAGAGGCCCUCACCUACCUCACAGGUCAGUGUAACUACGGGGGUCGGGUGACGGACGAUCAGGACAGGCGUCUCAUCAUCAGCAUCCUGGAGAUCUUCUACAACCGCGACAUCAUCACCGACGAUGCAUAUCGAUUCUCCAGCAGUGGGAUGUACUAUGCCCCGCCCAAGGGUACCUACGAUAGCUACGUUGCCUACAUACGCAGUCUGCCACUGAUACCCCACCCUGAGGUGUUUGGUCUCCAUGAGAACGCAGACAUCACCAAGGACCAGAAAGAGACCCAGCAGCUCUUUGAUGGCAUUCUCCUCACCCUGCCCAGACAGCCUCUACAACAUGACAGCUGGAGCAUUUAUAAUUCUGCUCAAAUCAGGACAGAUUCAAGCAUUAUUUUCAAAAAAUUGAUCGGCGCAGGUCAGUCAACUCAGGAGGUGAUUGAGGAACUGGCAGCUGACAUCCUCUCCAAGAUCCCUCCGGACUUCAACUUGGAGGAGGUUCAGGCCAGGUACCCGGUGCGUUACGAGGAGUCGAUGAACACAGUGCUGGUACAGGAGCUGAUCCGGUUCAACCGGCUGAUCCAAGUGGUGCGAACUAGCCUGCAGGACAUACGCAAGGCCAUCAAGGGGCUCGUACUGAUGUCCUCUGAGCUGGAGGACAUGUUCGACAGCAUGAUGGUUGGCAAGGUGCCCGCCAUGUGGGCUGCCAAGAGUUACCCCUCCCUGAAGCCCCUGGGCAGCUACAUCACCGACCUGCUGGCCCGCCUGGCUUUCUUCAAGGAAUGGAUCUACUCAGGUAGCCCAGUGGUGAAGUGGAUAUCAGGGUUCUACUUCACUCAGUCAUUCCUGACUGGCGUGCUGCAGAACUACGCCCGCAAGUUCCAGAUACCCAUAGACCACCUGGGCUUUGAGUUUGAGGUGAUGAGUCAUGAUACCAGCAUGCCCCAGAAACCUAGUAACGGUGCCUAUGUCAGAGGUCUGUUUAUGGAGGGAGCGCGUUGGGACAGACAGAAGAAAAUGAUCAACGAGUCACAACCAAAAAUACUCCAUGAAAUAGUGCCUGUUAUAUGGUUGAAACCUGGUAAAACAGAGGACUUUGAAAAGAAGCACAAUUACAGCUGUCCAGUGUACAAGACAAGUGCUAGACGCGGUGUUCUAUCCACCACUGGUCACUCCACUAACUGGGUCAUGACCAUCAACUUCCCGUCUGACCAGCCAGAAAACCACUGGAUCAACCGUGGGGUGGCAUGCCUCUGUCAACUAGACAACUGAACACUGACCUUUUUGUCUUCAUAAUUCAGUGUCUGGAUUUGAAAAAAACGAACUUUUAACUACCAGAACUUUGCUUGACUGAUCCUGACAAUUCUGUUGAGUGUAUUCAGACUAAGGUUGCCUUUGAGAUUGCAAAAUGGAGCUGAAUUGUGCUUCUUGAUUUAAUAGAUUUAUAUAAAACAUUUCUACACAGGUCAUAUUUUUAUUUUCUGUGUAUUUCAUCUACAUGAUUUUUGUAAUGUGGCUUGAUUUAUCAGGUCAUAUACAGAAGGCUCAAACUUUGCUCAUGUUUGAUAUUUAGGUAAAUUGGGAUUGUCUAGAUCAAAAUAACAAGUUGCUGCACCCUGCUCCUUAUUGCUUCCCCCACUCCUGUCCCUCUUGACUAUGCAAAACAAAAUAUAAAAUCUUUCAACAAUUAUUUUAUUUUUGCUAAUAUUUAAUGGCCACAAAAGGCCAUCCACUUUUUAAAUACAUUUAUUUAAAGUGUUAGACUAAGAGAUAACUUAGAUUUAGCAAAUGGCUAGAAAAUGUCACCGGACUGGUCCGGUGUCCACCAUGUCACGUUUUAGUAUUUCGUUACACAUAUAGACUGGACAUAUAUUUUACUAGUAGUUUGUUUCGAAAAAAUCUAUUGCUAAUACCUGGUACAUUUGUCCUUAACGCUUUGGAGUACAGGAAAAGAAAUCAACGUUUCUACAAUAUUUAAUAGUGACUUGCAGAUGUUAGGUACUCAUGAAUUGUUUUGUUUAAGGUAGCACAAUGUAGACUAAUUCAUCUUUAUUCAAUUAUUUUUUAUCAUUUGUUUACUUAUAGAAAGGUGUUGGUUUCAUAACUUGUAUAGCAUUUUUAACUUUUGUUUCGAGGUACUGAUAUAUUUUUUUGAAAGUAUGCACAAUAACUUAUCUGAUUGAAUAAUUAUACUUCUUUACAAACUUUAUUUUGUCUAUGUGGUAAAAAUUGUAUAAAAUAAGAGUUAACUUUCUGUUUUAUGUACAAAUUGGCAUCAUAGGUGCAUUUAUGUUUAUUUUACACAGAAUUCUCAUUGCCUCUCAAAAGUAAUAUUUAUUAUGAAAUUAUUUAUUAUAAUACAAAAUGUAUGCAUGUAUUAAAACAUGUAUGAUUUAUCUUUGCAUUUAGUGUUUAAGCAUUUGUUAUAUUUGACUUAUUUGUUAUUGUGAUUGUUGAAAAUUAUGUCGUUAAUUUAUUGUGCCAACUGCCAAGUAUUAAAAAUUGCUGUGAUGUUUGACAAUAUGGAUAGUAUGGCAGUGUUUUAAUUUAUUCAUUUAUACACAUUAACUUAUCUUUUGUUAGCUUUAAUUUACUUGACUAAAGGUUGUUUUCAUUGCA
Molecule: messenger RNA, 14542 nt
Organism: Dreissena polymorpha
Lineage: Eukaryota; Metazoa; Mollusca; Bivalvia; Myida; Dreissenidae
Product: dynein axonemal heavy chain 3-like
Exons: 84
Coding region: 200-13195 (4331 amino acids)
Biological process (GO): microtubule-based movement
Cellular component (GO): dynein complex
Molecular function (GO): dynein light intermediate chain binding; dynein intermediate chain binding; ATP hydrolysis activity
Source: RefSeq, a predicted model, not a curated record